Stomoxys calcitrans (stable fly) is the source of this 491-nucleotide messenger RNA. RefSeq names its product transmembrane protein 203. The record is from RefSeq and is a predicted model, not a curated record. The transcript has a single exon. Gene Ontology annotation, biological process: intracellular calcium ion homeostasis. Bases 1 to 423 code for a protein of 140 amino acids. NCBI's taxonomy places the organism in Eukaryota, Metazoa, Arthropoda, Insecta, Diptera, Muscidae. Gene Ontology annotation, cellular component: endoplasmic reticulum.
AUGUUUAAAUUAUCGGAACUUGUUCGUUGGCUCGGAUUGACCGAAUUUGAGAUUAUGGUUAAUUUGUGUGGUCUGCUCGUUUUCACCAUAACACUUGCAUUUCGAAUAUCUGGAACUAUUGGAAAAAAUACCGUCGAUUGGUUUACAAUAUUUAGUCCGCUGUUUUGUGUCGAUAUAUGCAAUGCCUACUUUUGUAUAAUAGUACUAUUGCGUAUGUAUCUGGAUUCUGACAACAAACGCAAAGCAUUACAUCGUUUUAUGUGGAGCACUUAUUUUCUUUUCUUGGUGGCUAUUUUCAAAUACUUACUAUGUUUGAAAUUGAGCGGUCAGACUAAGUUGGAAUACAGUGAGGUAUUCUCACCCAUCUUUGUAUUGCUUCAACUCGUCGCAGUACGAGCAUGUCAACUGCCAAAUUCUGUAUAAUAAUUUCUUAGAAUACUAUUUUUUAUGCAUAUAUAUUAAUAAAUAAUAACGAGAAUACUGAGUCUAAA